AUGCGGGAUAACUUCUACUCUGAUAAUUUGGUUGACUCCUUCGAAAUAGAAAACGAAACAGUCGAUUUUGCCAAAGCAGUUACUAAGACCCUCGAAGCAGGCGGAUUUCGACUAACAGCAUUUGCCUCAUCAUCCCACCAAAUUCUAGAGACGAUUCCCCAGCAAGACAGGUCACCCCAAGUACUGGACAUUAAUCUGAGUGCACUUCCUGUCGAAUACCAGCUUGACAUGAAAUGGGAAUUGGCUACUGACAUCUAUGGCAUCCGAGUCCGUUCAAUGACAAAUGUCAAAACCAAGAGAGAAUUUAUAUCGGCCAUUUCUCUAAUUUUCGACCCUUUAGGUAUUUGUCUCCCAGUUAUAACAGCCGCAAAAUUGUUAUUUCAAGAAACGCAAAUGUUCGACCACUCUUCGUCGCGGUGCUGGGAUAAACCUUUGCCCGUUGAUAUACUGGCAAAGUGGAAGACUUGGGCCACUAGUUUGGAGAAUACGUCCUUUCCCUGUGUAAACCGUUGUUUUCGCCCCGUCGAUUUUCCGUUGGAAGCGUCAAUCUUUCGUCUUGUCAUAUUUGCGGACGCGUCAUCGGUUGCGUUUGGAGCGGUGGCAUAUUUGCGGGCUGAAUGUAAUGGAUCAGCUAGUCUCAGUUUCGUGAUGGCUAAGGGCCGGAUCGCAUCUCUUAAACCAAUUACUGUGCCGCGUCUUGAGUUGGAUCCGGCGGUGCUAGUGGUCCGCUUGUCACUUCUGAUAAGACAGGAGCUCCGAAUUCCCAUCUACGCUGUUGACUAUUACACCGAUUCACAGAUUGUACUGCAUCAGCUGCGUUACCACAAGCCCAAUCGUCCGUCGUUCGUGUGUAAAAGGCGUGACGAGAUCCUUUUCCAUUCUGAAUUAGAUCGCUGGUACUUCGUCCGUAGCGAAGACAACCCGGCCGACGAUUGCACUCGCGCUCCUCCACCAAAAGAUUUUGGACCAAACUGUAGGUGGAUCAUAAAUAAGUUCCAGUACCAUUCAUAUCCCAUACUACGACGCCAGAACACGAUCAAAUAG
This is a messenger RNA of Daphnia magna, 1044 nucleotides long. RefSeq lists its product as uncharacterized. NCBI's taxonomy places the organism in Eukaryota, Metazoa, Arthropoda, Branchiopoda, Diplostraca, Daphniidae. The transcript has a single exon. The coding region runs from base 1 to 1044 and encodes 347 amino acids. The record is from RefSeq and is a predicted model, not a curated record.